UCAGAAAAGUGUGGGGAGUAAGAUCCUGUGGGGCUAAGGUGUAGGUUUCCAGACCUAGAUCCUUUGUUCUGAAACCAGUGUGAAGUAGUAUAAGCCACAAGACAGAGUCUCACCCAGCAUCUUCAAGGUUGGAUGCUUUAGCCUAGGGUUCUCCAGAAUGGUUUCUAAUGAGAAUUGGAAAGAGAUGUUGGCAACAACCACGGAAGGCAGCAAUGAGAAAGUGGCUGCCAGUCUGGCUCCCUGGUGCCACAGAUAGGUCUUUGGAGACCUUGUCUUCACUGCUGGAGAUACAGAAGGACACCACUGGUCAGGCUGCCUUAUGUCUAAACAGACCAGGUCUACAUGCAGCCCUAAAAGAUGGGGCAAAAUGCCAAACCAAAUGGCACCCCCUACCCCAGAGUCUGCCUGUUCCAUCUCAGCACCAAUGUUCACCUACUUGUGGGGAAACCAGUUUCUACUCAGCAGCUGAGAUCUUAGGAGGAAUUCUGGCCACAGGGAAGCCAGUACCAAGUGAGAAUAUGCAGCCAACCUCCGAUAUCUCUUGUUUGGAAAACAGCAGAAUGGUUAUUAGAGAUGAUGCACCAGGCAAGCAGAGAUGAGGGGUGGGCCUAAGACUGAGAACCUAAAAGAAAAAGUCCUAGUCUUAAAAGACCUCAUGCACUAGCCAUAUCUUGUUUCCCAACAGUGUAUCAGGGACUUGCAGCCAAGUCCGUAGCCGUGGUGGUGAGGACUGUCAGGGUAGGUUUAGGGUACUACUGAGAAGCUAUGACCACUUUGGUACAAGGAUGGGGUCAAUAAGAGCCUCUCCUAGAGAGGGAACCCCUAGGGCUGUGGGGCCCAGAGUGAGAAGAUAGGAAAUAAGGUUGAUCUUAUGGGCACAUGCUCACACAAAUGCAUACACAUACUCAAUGGUGGUGGUAUUUUGAUGUGCACACCCACACAUUGACUUGCCUGCUGGUUAGGAUCGGGUCAAGAUGGACCCUACUUACUGCCCUUGACAGUGUGGUCUGAGUUUUUCCUAUACUGGCUGGAGCGCCUCCAAAGCCUAGUCCCUCUGUCAGCAGGGAGUUGACUCCUCUGAGGUCAGGCCUGGGAGAAGCCUAGUAGAUUCCUAAGGUCUCACAGCAUACUUGCCUCUGGACAUUGACUGCUCACUGGGGAGCCUUGGUGACCUCAGAGCUUGAAUAUUCCCAGGAGCCCUCUGAAGGUUAUUCCCAGAUCAUCUGAGACUCUAGCUUCCUAGAGGCAGCUUGUGACACAGAGUCACACUCUACACAGAACACGUGGAUUGGGCCCUCAGCAGCUCUUCCUCUUCAGCACCUCAUGCCCUCUACAGGACCCUUCAAAGGACACCCUCCUUAGGUACCCACCUCUUCUCUGGACCUCCAUUUUCCUUUGAGCCCCUAAUUCCCUGGGCCCCAUUUUUGAUUACUAGUACUCAUAAGAAUUAGGCAGGAGAACCUCAAUUCUUCCAAUGCCCAGGCCCCCUUCCUCUGAUAGGACAUUGUCCCCAGGUUCCCACAAUCCCCCUUAUCUUAGCUCCCUUCAGAGUUGGCCUUGAUCAUAAAGAUAUCUAAGAGCAAAAUUGUGGCAGCCUUUGGGGAUCUGGACUAUUGGGUGGUCAGUGGAUACUUUUGGGUAGUUGAGUACAGCUAUUCCUUUUAUCUUCAUGAGGUCCCUCCCAGCAACAUACCCUCCCCACAAUCCUAUGUGGGGGCUCCCAUAUCAGGACCCCACAGUUCAUUAUGCUUGGUCAGAAGACAACUAAAUCUCAGUGAUAGGGAAGAACUGGCCUGGCCAAAGUGGGUGGAGAAGAGAAAAGACCACCGGUGUUAUUGCGUCUGGUCAGCAAGAACAUCUCAGCUCAUUGGCCCUGGAGCAGGCCAAGGACUGCCUCUGCUCCUGCUCACAGCGUCCAGUUCAUCCCACUCCAGUGUGGCACUCCCUACCCCAACCCUAGACACUCCUUGUCCAUCAACUCUUUGACCAACACUUCUACUGUGUCACCUGGGCAAAACUUCUUGAGAUUCCCUCUUUCCAAAAACACCUGAUCCUUCACGAAGUCUGGAACAAGCAGGUACCCACACCUGGGCCCCUAUUCAUUUAUUUAUUUAUUUAUUUAUUUGAGACAGUGUGUGUGUGUAGCCUUGGCUGUCUUGGAACUAGCUCUGUAAACCAGCUGGCCUCGAACUCACAGAGUUUCAUCUGCCUCUACCUUCCGAGUUUACAGGACCAAAGGUGUGCACCACAUCCUCCCAGCAUCCCUAAUAUUCUUAACUUGACCCACCAUCUAGGCUGUUGCCCAGGCUGGCCUAGCCAUGACCUUUCACCUCUGUUCCUGGGCUCCAGGACAAGGAGUUCCCCAAAGGCAGCAGGGUGCUCUGGAGCAGCAGCAGAUGAGGGUUUUGCAUGAAGCAAUUGUGAGAAUAUAGGUGAGAUGGGAGAAGAAAGGGCAGGACAUUGAUGGGACAGAAAAGUGCAAAUUGAGUGUGUCUGAGUGUGUGCUAGGCUCAGUGAAGGGUCCCUGCUGAGUACACUUGGGACCAGGUGGGCACACUUGCUUUCCAAAGGAGAGGGGCUUUAUCUGAAUACAUGAGCGUCUACUCUCAGUCCUGAGCCCUAAGACUCAGCCUGUGCUGAUCCUGGACCUAUUCUGGCUCCACACCCAUUCUGGGCCUGCCAGGGAGAGACCAGCCAAUCUCUGAUGUCUAACGUGUUCAGGGCCACACCCCCAGCUGCUGUUACCUAGAAGGUAUAAAUAAACCUGCUUCAAAGCUCAUGGCCUGAGAAUUCACACCUGUCGCAGUCAGCCAGCUCCUGGAUGAACACACACAUCGUACCUUCCAUUCCCACAUACAUAGAAGAGGUGCGCCAGCUGGACCGGUACCACAGAAGGCUGUUGGCUGCUGGCCUGUGGAGGAACACCUGCCAGGUGGAGCAGAGGCUGGGCCGGACCUGAAGGAGGGGGGACAAGUCAGCCUAGAAGUGCAGAGCUUUGCUGUGACCAGGGAAGAGGAUCAUGCUCAGGAACUGCUGACUCCUGGCUACCAGCUCAGAAUCAUGUCAUCAGGCCCGCGGGUGUGGUAUACAGCUCACCGCCAGAGCAGCUCCACAGCCACGGUGCCCAGGUCGCCUGGCCCAGUUGGGAGCCCCAGGUCGCCCGGCCCAGUUGGAAGCCCCAGGUCCCCUGGCUCAGUUGGGAGCCCCAGGUCGCCUGGCCCAGUUGGAAGCCCCAGGUCCCCUGGCUCAGUUGGGAGCCCCAGGUCGCCCGGCCCAGUUGGAAGCCCCAGGACCCCCAGUACUCCUGGCUCAGAGAAAGUGGCCUCCCCACUGGAGUGUUCCAUCUGCUUCUCAGGCUAUGACAACAUCUUCAAGACACCCAAGGAGCUCUCCUGUACUCAUGUCUUCUGCCUUGAGUGUUUGGCUAGGCUGGCAGCUGCCCAGCCUGCAGGCCGUCCUGGCAGAGAAGCUGUACCCUGCCCAUUCUGCCGACAGCCCACCACUGUACCUGCUGCUGGGGCUCCUGCGCUGCGCACCAGCCGUCAGCUGCAGGCCAAGAUGCCAGUGCACUUGCGGAGAGAGGAGCCCGUGUGGCUUGAGGGCACCAAACUGUGUUGCCGCCCCUUGUCCACCACUUCUGGCCAAGGGGCCAGUGACUUUGUGUGUGUGGAUGUAGGCCUGAGCAAACCAGCAGAACCCACACUGCCUGCACCUAUCCAGGACCCCCCUGAACCCAGGCGAGGCUGGCUGGCCCGCUGCUGGACACGGUUUGGAGACUGGCGUCAGGUAGCACUGGUUUCUGUGCUGUUGCUGUUGCUAUUUUGUGUGGUCCUCUGGCCUGUGCACUGUGCAUUCAAAACUGGAAAUCUGCGCUGCAUUAACCGGCCAUCUGUAGUCACUGCCGCUGUCACUUCGACUACUGACACGCUCUUUUUUGGGCUCCUAGCCAACAAAUAGGGUCAACAAUUUGUCCAGGCCAACUGUCCCGCUUGCUCCAUGGAUGGAUCCUGACCUAACAAGGUCAAGGACACAGCAGCUUUGGGAGUUGGUUUCCCAGAACAAAAGACACAUAUGUGUCCCUCACUCUCUAGGACUAGGUGCCAAUAGGAAGAAAAAGGUCUUCAAAGCCUCUAAGAAAUACAGGCAUCUAAGGGCUCCAGAAACUGCCCUCUGACCCUGUCAUACAGAUGGGGAAAGGAACCCAGGACCUUCCUGGACACACCGAAGUCCCCAAAAGGCAGAAGUUUUCCAUCCUUUUUUUAAUUAAAUUUAUUUAUUUUAUACCCUGACUGAAGUUUCCUCCCCCGCUCCUUUCUUUCUCAAGACAUUUUACCAGGGUCUUUCCUAGUUCCUUUCUUUGGGAAGGGCUGGACCCUUCCACUCAGUGGGGACGCUGAGCAGCUGGUUCUCUUAAUAAGAGUGACAGUGGAAAGGUAGGGCACCUCUGCCCAUUCACAGCAGGGACGUGUCUUCUGUCUC
Alexandromys fortis (reed vole) is the source of this 4479-nucleotide messenger RNA. RefSeq names its product ring finger protein 223 (gene Rnf223). Lineage: Eukaryota; Metazoa; Chordata; Mammalia; Rodentia; Cricetidae. The record is from RefSeq and is a predicted model, not a curated record. The coding region runs from base 3061 to 3957 and encodes 298 amino acids. Gene Ontology annotation, biological process: protein ubiquitination. The transcript is spliced from 2 exons. Gene Ontology annotation, molecular function: ubiquitin protein ligase activity.